AUGGUGAAAUCAUAUCUAAAAUUCGAGCACUCGAAAACUUUCGGGGUUAUCACCUCCGCAUCGUCGAAUGCGAUCUGGGUGCGGGACGAUGCAAUCGCCGGGAUUUCACGUCAAACAGGCGCUGGACGUAGUGUGGUUGGCGCAGGAGAGGAGGUUUUGUGCUGGGAUAUAAAGAAGGGCGAAUUGCUGGGGAGAUGGAAAGAUUCUGCGUGCAGGGCGCAAGUCACUGUCAUUACCCAGAGCAAGACGGAUGAGGAUAUUUUCGCCGUUGGCUACGAAGAUGGCAGUAUUCGAUUAUGGGAUUCAAGGACCGAGACGGUGAUGAUCUCUUUCAAUGGCCACAAAUCCGCUAUUACCCAACUAGCGUUCGACAAUGCCGGAGUUCGCCUUGCAAGUGGCUCGCGGGAUACCAAUAUCAUUCUUUGGGAUCUAAUUUCAGAAGUUGGAUUGUUUAAACUGCGCGGGCACACAGACCAAAUCACCUCUCUUCAUUUCCUCGUCCCAACACUCGAGCUGUUGAAUGAAGCUGGAUUGAGCGAACAUGCCGGUUUCUUAAUCACGACCGGAAAGGACGCAUUGAUCAAGGUUUGGGAUUUGGCAUCACAACAUUGCAUUGAAACCCAUAUUGCACAGUCAAACGGGGAAUGCUGGAGCCUGGGUCUUGCCCCAGAUCAGAGCGGCUGUAUAACGGGCGGAAAUGAUGGCGAGCUGAAGGCCUGGUCCAUCGACGAGGGUGCGAUGAUUGAAAUCUCCAAAGAGAAAACCGGUUCGGAGAAUCGCAGGAUCUUGGCUGAUAGGGGAUCAUUCUACCGCAACGGAAAGGAUCGAACGACUGGAAUCAGCUUUCACCCCCGAGCAGACUAUGUGGCUUUCCAUGGCUCAGAAAAGGCGGUAGAAAUUUGGCGCAUCCGUUCUGAGACCGAAGUCCAAAAAAGUCUGGCAAGGAAGCGCAAGCGAAGAAAGGAGAAGGAAGCCCAGCGUGCGGCAGAAACGGGCGAGACCGCGGAGAAAACUGAGAACGGUAAGGCGGAGGAUGAUGUUUCGACCGCUCCUGUUACUGAAGUCUUCGUGUCUCACACGAUCGUCAGGACGGGCGGUAAGGUUAGGUCUUUCGAUUGGAUAAGGACCAAAUCGAGCGGAAAGAUUCAACUCCUUGCUGCUACUACGAACAAUCAAUUGGAGGCCUACAGCGUGACCACGUUGAAUAAGAAGAGCAAGAGCGAGGGUGAUGUGGAGUACAACCGAACGCUGGCUAUCGAUAUACCAGGCCAUCGCACAGAUAUUAGAUCCGUCGCCUUGAGUUCGGAUGACCGAAUGCUGGCUUCUGCCUCCAACGGGAGUCUCAAGGUCUGGAAUGUUCGGACACAAAACUGCUUGCGAACUCUAGAAUGUGGUUAUGCACUAUGUUCGGCUUUCCUUCCGGGUGACAAGAUUGUCGUGGUUGGCAACAAGGACGGGGAGCUGGAAAUCUUCGACAUUGCCUCGUCAACACUACUAGAUACGAUCAAAGCACAUGACGGGCCCGUAUGGUCUUUGCAGGUGCAUCCCGACGGCAAAUCGUUAGUUAGUGGCAGCGCAGAUAAGUCCGCGAAGUUCUGGAAUUUCCAGGUCGUGCAGGAGGAGAUUCCUGGUACCAAACGGACAACACCGCGGUUGAGGUUGGUUCAUACGAGGACACUGAAGGUCUCAGAUGAUAUCCUGAGUGUCCGGUUUUCACCCGAUGCUCGCCUGCUGGCAGUUGCACUUCUCGACAAUACCGUCAAAGUGUUCUUCAACGAUUCGCUGAAGCUUUUCUUGAACCUCUAUGGCCAUAAACUACCCGUUCUAAACAUGGAUAUCUCUUGGGACAGCAAACUUAUCGUCACAUGUUCAGCUGACAAGACAGUCCGUUUGUGGGGUCUGGACUUUGGUGACUGUCAUAAGUCAUUCCUCGCGCACGAAGACAGCAUUAUGGCCGUGGCUUUCGUGCCCAGCAACAACGAAGGCAACGGUCACAACUUCUUCAGCGUCAGCAAAGACCGCGUCAUCAAGUACUGGGACGGCGAUAAAUUCGAACACAUCCAGAAGCUGUCUGGCCACCAUGGCGAGAUCUGGGCGAUGGCAAUCAGCCACACCGGCGAGUUCAUUGUCACCGCCAGUCACGACAAGAGUAUCCGCACAUGGGAACAAACUGAUGAGCAACUAUUCCUUGAAGAAGAACGAGAAAAGGAGCUCGAAGAGAUUUACGACAACAACCUCGCAGCCUCCCUUGAAGAAGAAGAAGGCGGCGCCGACGGCGAAAAGGCCGAAGCCGUGGAUGCCGGGAAACAGACAACCGACACCCUCAUGGCCGGGGAGAAGAUCAUGGAAGCGCUCGAUCUGGGAAUGGAGGAUCUCGAAGUCAUGCGCGAGUGGCGCGUCAUAAAGGCGAAGAACCCGAACGCUGCACCUCCCGCCCGCAACCCACUGUACAUGGCCCUUAACAACAUCUCCGCCGAGCAACACCUGCUCAACGUCGUGCAAAAGAUCCCCCCGGCCGCCCUGCAGGACGCCCUUCUUGUCCUCCCCUUCUCGAAAAUCCCUGCCCUAUUUACCUUCUUAAAUAUUUGGGCUAGCAGGGAGUGGAAUGUUCCUCUUACAUGCCGCGUGCUGUUCUUCAUGCUUAAAACGCAUCACCGCCAGAUCGUUGCCAGCAAGCUGAUGCGGCCCAUGCUUGACAGUAUUCGCUCAUCUCUUCGUCGGGUGCUUACGCGCCAGAAGGACGAAAUGGGCUUCAAUCUCUCUGCAUUGCAGUUCGUUGGCGAGCAGGUCAAAGCUCAUGGUACAAAGGAUUACAUUGAUGAGCAGGCUUGGGAGGAAGAGCAGCGAACAACGGGAACUGGUAAGAAGCGUGUCUUUUCCAGCAUCGCUUGAUGCGAGAGGUGAGGUCUUUUCUACUCUUGUACAUUUGACGGAAUCUGUAAUGCAUGUGCCUGGCGUUUCAUCUAGAAGUAUUUAGGACUGGGGCUACAAAAAAGUUAUAUAUCCUGGAGUUAUAAUGAGAACAAUCCA
Messenger RNA from Aspergillus nidulans FGSC A4, 3030 nucleotides. Its product is annotated as snoRNA-binding rRNA-processing protein DIP2. Gene Ontology annotation, biological process: maturation of SSU-rRNA from tricistronic rRNA transcript (SSU-rRNA, 5.8S rRNA, LSU-rRNA); endonucleolytic cleavage in ITS1 to separate SSU-rRNA from 5.8S rRNA and LSU-rRNA from tricistronic rRNA transcript (SSU-rRNA, 5.8S rRNA, LSU-rRNA); endonucleolytic cleavage in 5'-ETS of tricistronic rRNA transcript (SSU-rRNA, 5.8S rRNA, LSU-rRNA). The record is from RefSeq and is a predicted model, not a curated record. Gene Ontology annotation, molecular function: U3 snoRNA binding. The transcript is spliced from 3 exons. NCBI's taxonomy places the organism in Eukaryota, Fungi, Ascomycota, Eurotiomycetes, Eurotiales, Aspergillaceae. Gene Ontology annotation, cellular component: small-subunit processome; Pwp2p-containing subcomplex of 90S preribosome; nucleolus. The coding region runs from base 1 to 2892 and encodes 963 amino acids.